Messenger RNA from Rhinolophus ferrumequinum (greater horseshoe bat), 330 nucleotides. It is a transcript of the gene SOFU1, whose product is annotated as LLLL and CFNLAS motif containing 1. NCBI's taxonomy places the organism in Eukaryota, Metazoa, Chordata, Mammalia, Chiroptera, Rhinolophidae. The record is from RefSeq and is a predicted model, not a curated record. The transcript is spliced from 2 exons. Bases 1 to 330 code for a protein of 109 amino acids. Gene Ontology annotation, biological process: fusion of sperm to egg plasma membrane involved in single fertilization.
AUGCGCAAGCCCAUGACAUCCCUGGGCUCCCAGCUCUGCAGGGCAGCUUUCCUGGCAGCCAUCCUAACGCUGCUGCAGGUGAAGGGGGUGAAGCCCCAGGAAGGGAACCCAGGACCUAGUGAGAGGAGUCAGAAAGAGAAAACACCCUCUAUAGAACAGGAUCCAGAGCAGUUUGAAGAGCACUUCGUGGCUUCCUCAGUGGGUGAGAUGUGGCAGCUGGUGGACAUGGCCCAGCAGGAGGAAAAGACAUCGGAGAACGCAGCCAUUCGUAACCACCUAUUUGAUCUCGCCUUCUGCUUGACUCUGGCCGGCAUCAUGGUUUUUUUAUGA